Eremomyces bilateralis CBS 781.70 is the source of this 1514-nucleotide messenger RNA. RefSeq names its product alpha/beta-hydrolase. NCBI's taxonomy places the organism in Eukaryota, Fungi, Ascomycota, Dothideomycetes, Eremomycetales, Eremomycetaceae. The coding region runs from base 326 to 1384 and encodes 352 amino acids. Gene Ontology annotation, molecular function: hydrolase activity. The record is from RefSeq and is a predicted model, not a curated record. The transcript has 2 exons.
AUCCUCAACUCAUUUAAAUACCGCCAGUGGCGCCAAACUAUGCAUAUAUACAUCCAACCAUCUCCAGCGAGUCAUCUACGAUUUCAAUUGUUGUCAACUCCCGCAUGAUACGAUGCCACGUCGGGGACAUGCAGCAUUCAACGGCCAGUCGCAGGUGAUGUGACUUGUUCGUCUCCCCAUUAACUUCCGUCGAUCCCUGGGUCAAGAGAAUAGUCAGCAAACAUGUCGGUCGUUCCCCUAUAGGCAACCCAGCUGUCGUUUCUGCAUGUGGAAAAAUUUAACUUCUCAACCCAUUUCCACUUGAUCGACAUACUCAACGUUCGUUAUGCCCAUCCCGACCAAGGAUUAUUGCAGGAACGGCACGGACCGACCAGCUCGAUUCGCCGCCUUCAGGGUUAUAGAUACUUCAUACAAGCAGAUCGGUCGCCAUUCAAUCUGCGUCUCGAUCCUAGUUCCCAAAUUCAUCAGGGCCGGGAAGCGUCCUCUCAUCGUACGCUGGCACGGGGGCUACCUCGUUUCGGGGUCAAGGCUGCUGCCGGAAUGGUUUCCAAAGUGGCUGCUGGAAUACGCCGUUGCAAGAGGCGCCAUCAUCCUUUCACCGGACUAUCGUCUCCUGCCCGAGGCUACUGGCCAGGACAUCCUCAAUGACAUGCGAGAUUUCUGGAAAUGGGUUCAACGGACGCUCACCCAUGUGCUACCCCGAACUUCCGGACCCCGAAGGAUCGCGCCUGACCUCACUAAUAUCCUUUGCACAGGCGAAAGUGCAGGCGGCUAUUUGGCCAUACAAUCGCUUCUUCAUCUAUGUCGGCAGGCGCUCUUUCCGUCGUUGGAUCGCCUAUAUAAACCCAUCGUUAUGCGUGCUCUUAUCCUUGGUUUCCCUUCUCUCGAUCUUCGGUCCCCAUGGUUCAGCAAGGCCGGCCCCAAAUCCAUCAUGAAUAGUGAACCUUGGGGGGACGUUAAGAUUCUUCAAGAGCAUAUGCUCAACUUACCGCACGGUGAAGUGGUCACAUCCGAUCCAACGCGGAAGCGCAUCGAGUUGGCGCGAAUCAUCAUCCAACAUGGGCAAAUGACGCGGCUACUCGGCAACCGGACAGAGUUAUUCCCGUUGGAGUGCCUAGGGAUACUCCAAAUGUUUCUGAAUCAAGCCCCGAACGGGCGGCAUCCAUUCAUCUGGAUAUAUCAUGGAGACAAGGAUACUGCGGUGCCGUUUGAUGGCACUAAGCGGUUUGUAUCCCAAAUCCACCACGAAGUACCGCAGGUACAAAUCAAACUAUCUAUAGGACAGGGAAUGGAACACGGCUAUGACACAGCCUUGGGCAUGGACGAAGGCUGGGUCCGACAAGGACUACAAAUAAUCGACCGAUAUUGGGGAGGUGAUGGUUGAUUGAUACUCUAGUGGGAGAUACAUCCGGACGACACUGGUACGAACUGCUCCGACCCAAGUCCACUAAUGCGUGACGACAUAAUGAGAGAUGAAACAGCGAGGAAGAGCGUGGUCGUCAUGUAGUCUAUUG